CGGCCUUUUAUGCGCCAUGUGAGAGAGAUAUCGUACAACUGGCUACUACUGUGUUUAAUUAAAAACAAGCGCAACGGAUUGAUUAGCGCAGGUAAUAGCGCAAUCGACUGAAUAAAGUCUCGUUGGCAACGGACAUUACGCACCCACUUCAACAAAAGUCAAACGGAAAUCCACUUGACAUCAGGAUUGGUGUGAUUGAGAUUGGACCGAACCCGGUGCUCUGAUCUAUCCGGUAUUAAACCACCAGCUCAUUUUGGGUAUAUAGAAACUUAUCUUAUCCAAACAGAGAGGACAUUACCUUGUGUUAUAUCGAAACAACAAGGCUAGUACUAGGAAGUAUAAGCCUAUCUGCUUUUUACGUAUGUGUAAUGAACACAUGCACCAUUGGAAUAACUUCAUAACUUCAUAUAACGACGAUUGUUGAAGGGCGAUCGCAAUUUAAGAACAUAUUGGAGGAGUGCAUCAAUUAAAUUUGAUUGAAAGUUAUAUAGUUGAAUAUCACUUUUUUAACUAUUCAGCAGCAACCGGUAUCAACGCCGAAGCGAUCACUAUUCUUUGACGACUUUUGCUAUUUUGUUGAUGACCGUUGGAGACCUGUUUUAUCAUUCAUAACGUGAUUGAGUCCAGUAAAUAUCUUCAUCAUGAAUAGAUUUAUACACCGACACAUCGUCUGUUGAGUAAAACUAGUGCAGUGAGACAUUUUGUUUCAUCAAAUUGUCGUUAAUAACAACUAUUCCUAUUGACCAUGACGAAAUUAAUGUUAUCUCUGCGCUUGAUCCUGACAGUCAUACUUCAAAUAGUGGUACCCAUUCUCGGCCAUGAAAAUCUGUGCCCGAUUCCAACUGAUUUCCCAAAUUCCAAAGUCGAAUGGAGCGACCGAACGUUGGGGGCGUAUGCCACAUAUUCCUGUCGAGAGGGGUAUGAGAUGACUGGACCCGCUGAAACCGUUGUCGCAUACUGCGACGAAAAUGGAAGUUGGAGGAGCAGUAUAAGACCGGAAUGUAUCGUUGUCCAGUGCCAACUGCCCGUAGUCCCCGCCUAUGGGAACGUCACCUACCUGACUGGGCGUGGCGAGUACGGUUCGGUGGUGCUCUACCAAUGCGACAGGUACUACAGGAGGUUCGGCACCGCGUCGGCGCAGUGCUUGAGCGACGGGACGUGGUCGAAGACACCACCGGUAUGCAAGAUUCACUGCAAUACACCGGUACUACCGAACGGAACGGUUUCCCAUCUGAACGACCACGUCUGUCUCGAGUUCAGCGACGACCUACUCGACUGGCGUACGGCCCAGGCGCGAUGCCAGGAUGACUCGGGCUCACUCGUGAUCAUCCGCGAUGACGAGGCGCAGGAGACGAUCAGCAUGACAUUGGCGGACAUCAUCGAUGUCGAUGGUUCGGAUCGCUUUUGGAUAGGAGCGGAAGAACGACGGAGCAGCGUGGUGCAGGAGACCAGGAACUGGCAAUGGGUGGAUGGUACUCUGGUCGAUGAUGUUUUCUGGGGUCCUGGCGAACCGACAUCAGCCACGGACUCGCCCUCCAGAGGGGAGUGCGUCGACCUCGACUCCGCCAUGGAUUUCGAAUGGAAUGAUAACAAUUGCAGUAUAGAUCAGAGAUACAUUUGUCAAUUUGGUGAAAGUGGGAUAUGUGGUGACCCUGGUGAGCCGCUGCACGGUAGCCGGACCCUCCUGGCCUGUGAUGAAAACGACGAUGGUCUCUUUGUAGAGGGGUGUUUGAUCACGUUUAGCUGUGACCCCGGCUUUAGGCUGGUCGGAGAAAGUUCGUCGACCUGCGAGAGUACGGGGAGGUGGAGCGAAGAACUACCAACCUGUGAACGAAAGUUGUGCUCGACCCGACCCACUUCAGAAAAUCUGGAGGAGACGCUUUCUAAUUCUUAUCGCGGUGUAGCGGUUUACCGCUGCCCAACCGGUUCGUACGCGGUUGAGGGAGACGCUUUCGCAUUCUGUCGUCAGAACGGCGUUUGGAGCACGCCAAAUCUACUUUGUGAAACUUCCAUUACUAUUUCGGUAACAUCACAGCCAUCUCUUGAUCCAGAUUGGACAUUCAUCGGCAUCGUUGGCGCCCUAGGCAUCCUACUGCUCAUCGCCAUCUUGAUCAUCAUCAUCCUCGCCGCGGUCAGGAACAAGAACCUGAACUCUCGUCGCAAGAACAUCCGACCGCUGCCUCACGCGUCCGCGUCGAGCCGAAAGCGCCGCAGCACGGAGAAUACAUAUUACUCCAUUCGGAAGCCAAUCCCGUCACCGCCCGCAGAGCGAAGCGGUCAAGAAGUUGAGCUGAGGCAGAUGAGGCGGUUGAGUGACGUCGGCGAAAGUACAACCGCGGUCGCGCAGCAAAGUCUGACGUACGACAAAAGCGACGCGUUAGUAACCGACAGCGAUUACUUGGAACCGAUUAAAGUGUUGCAUCCAGAGAGUUUGAAAAUUCCACCACGGUUGCCGAGCGGCGAGUACGUGGAUCCGUUGAGUCCACGAAGCGGAACUUACGAUGAAAUCGACGACGACGUCAUGGCCGAUGAUGAAACGGUUGAAGAUGAUGAUGGGCUUCUCAACAAUUACAUCAUCCUGCUACCGGACGAUGAGGACAAAGUGGAGAAGAAAGUCGACGUCGCCGUGUCAGAAGAGAAUGAGACCGUCAUUGAAAAGGAGGUCGAUACCAAGGGUGACGAAGAAGAAGAAAAAAGUACCACGGACAAUGUCAUGGGUGGAGAAACGGAACCAACUGAAAGAACAACAGAGUCGGCGACGUUACCGAUCAACGGGCUACAAGUCCCAUUGUUGACUUUACCUAAAGAAGGGUUUGGUUCGACAGUUGAAUUAUGAAAUGUUUUGCGUUAUUAUGUAAAUCAUGAAUUUAUAUUGAUAUAAGACAGGACGUUGGUGUCAAAAUUGUAAUAUUCGUCACUUAUAGAUUAUAUACUCAUUUUCAGAGUAACAAUUUUUUUAUAUCCGUAUUUUAUCUCUGAUUUCUUAUAUCAAAUUUUAUAGACAACAUAGACCAUAAUAUAUUUCACAAUUUACAGAUAGAUCACAUGUAUAUUUUCAACUCUCUCGUUAACUUCCCCUAGAUCGAAAUAAUGAUUGCAGAAAUGUUAUUAAAACCCACUAUUGUUUAUAAUGAAA
Messenger RNA from Strongylocentrotus purpuratus (purple sea urchin), 3136 nucleotides. Its product is annotated as CUB and sushi domain-containing protein 1. NCBI's taxonomy places the organism in Eukaryota, Metazoa, Echinodermata, Echinoidea, Camarodonta, Strongylocentrotidae. The transcript has 9 exons. The coding region runs from base 746 to 2836 and encodes 696 amino acids. The record is from RefSeq and is a predicted model, not a curated record.